AUGUUGGCUCCCUGUCCUUCAUUCCAAGUCCCUAUUGGCAUCCCUAUUUUUGGGGUUGCAUUUACAAAAGAUAAUCAGUUAUUACUUUGUGGUGGAGGUGGUGCUGGUCGUAGUGGUGUCAAGAAUAAAUUGUGUUCAUAUAAGGUGGAUAUACGUCGAAAGGAUUUAGAAGAAGAAGCUAUUUAUGAACUUCCAUCAGAUCAAGAUGCUCCCAUGUGUUUGACCAUUCAUCCAACUGAAAAUGUCGCUGUUGCUGGUAUCAAUACUUCUCCUGACUCUAUGAAGCAAGGCAACAAUGAUAAUUGUCGAUGUUAUGAUAUUGGAGAAACAGAGAUCACUUUCAAGAACGCAGUCAAAAGUAUGGAAAGCAAACAAGAAGAAGAUUAUCAGAAAACAGUACGAUUCAAUAAAGAUGGUACAUUAUUGGCAACAGGAACAACAGAAGGAGUGGUGACUACCUUCAAAUACCCAUCAUUGGAACAAGUCUCAAGGAUUCAAGUAGUAGAAAACAAUGAUGUAUUGGAUGUGGAUAUGAAUGAUGAAGGUGCCAAAUUGACAGCCGUGAUUCCUGACGGAUUGAAAUUGAUCAGUUUACGGGGACGAACAGCAGGUACUGUCAUUCAAACUGUGUCUGCUUCAACUGUACACAAGAAGCACACCUUACAAUUCAGAUCUUUCAGAUAUGGAAGUGGAUUCUCUGAAAACUUGGCAUUCGCAGUUGCAAAUGGUAUUGGGAAAUCAAAAGGUGGUUUCCUGGUGGUAUUGGAUGCUCAUACAUUAGAAAUCAAGAAAGUAUAUCAAGCCUCAAAGACCCCUAUUACUGCAUUUUGUCUUAGUCCUGAUGGUUCAUUGAUUGGUUAUGGUGCUGCUGAUUUUAGUAUCUCUAUUUUGGAAGCUUCUACUUUACGAGUAAGUUCAUCAAAAAGGAUGUGCUAUUAA
Messenger RNA from Halteromyces radiatus, 939 nucleotides. RefSeq names its product quinon protein alcohol dehydrogenase-like superfamily. The transcript is spliced from 6 exons. Gene Ontology annotation, molecular function: GTPase activator activity; protein binding; guanyl-nucleotide exchange factor activity. Gene Ontology annotation, biological process: protein secretion. The record is from RefSeq and is a predicted model, not a curated record. Bases 1 to 939 code for a protein of 312 amino acids. Lineage: Eukaryota; Fungi; Mucoromycota; Mucoromycetes; Mucorales; Cunninghamellaceae. Gene Ontology annotation, cellular component: endoplasmic reticulum membrane.